This is a messenger RNA of Penicillium brevicompactum, 2457 nucleotides long. It is a transcript of the gene spb1, whose product is annotated as rRNA methyltransferase spb1. NCBI's taxonomy places the organism in Eukaryota, Fungi, Ascomycota, Eurotiomycetes, Eurotiales, Aspergillaceae. Bases 1 to 2457 code for a protein of 818 amino acids. Gene Ontology annotation, cellular component: nucleolus; preribosome, large subunit precursor; nucleus. The transcript has 4 exons. Gene Ontology annotation, molecular function: rRNA (guanine) methyltransferase activity; rRNA (uridine-2'-O-ribose)-methyltransferase activity. Gene Ontology annotation, biological process: maturation of 5.8S rRNA from tricistronic rRNA transcript (SSU-rRNA, 5.8S rRNA, LSU-rRNA); maturation of LSU-rRNA from tricistronic rRNA transcript (SSU-rRNA, 5.8S rRNA, LSU-rRNA); rRNA methylation. The record is from RefSeq and is a predicted model, not a curated record.
AUGGCGAUCCAGAAGAAGCACGGAAAAGGUCGUUUGGAUAAGUGGUAUCGGCUUGCCAAAGAGAAGGGCUACCGUGCCCGUGCUGCUUUCAAGUUGAUUCAACUGAACCAGAAGUAUGGAUUCUUGGAGAAGAGCAGGGUCUGUAUUGAUCUGUGCGCUGCACCCGGUUCGUGGUGUCAAGUCGCCGCAGAGUACAUGCCGGCGCAAAGUCUUAUCAUCGGUGUCGAUCUUUCUCCCAUCAAGCCCAUUCCCCGAGCCAUUACGUUCCAGAGUGAUAUCACAACAGACAAGUGUCGCGCAACGAUUCGCUCACACAUCAAGCACUGGAAGGCGGAUAUUGUUCUCCACGAUGGUGCUCCCAACGUCGGUUCCGCGUGGGUGCAGGAUGCUUUCUCCCAGGCAGAACUUGUGUUGGAGUCCUUGAGACUGGCUACCGACUUCUUGGCUGAGGGUGGAAACUUUGUCACCAAGGUUUUCCGGUCCAAGGACUACAAUCCCCUUCUGUGGGUCUUCAAGCAGCUGUUCACCUCUGUUGAGGCUACCAAGCCUCCUUCUUCUCGAAAUGUUUCCGCUGAGAUCUUCGUCGUCUGCCGUGGUUACAAGGCACCCAAGCAUGUCGACCCUAAGUUCCUUGACCCUAAGCACGUCUUUGCAGAGCUCCAAGACCCAACUCCCAACUACGAAGCAAAGGUCUUCAACCCCGAAAAGAAGAAGCGCAAGCGUGAUGGUUACGAGGAGGGAGACUGGACCCAACACAAAGAGAUCCCAGUGACGGAGUUCAUCAACACCAUCGACCCCAUCUCCAUUCUGGGUGGUUACAACAAACUCAGCUUCCAACAACCACCGGGAGGCGAUCUUGCCCUGUCCACUCUGGAUCGUUUGGAGGAUACUACAGAUGAAAUUCGAACUUGCUGUGAGGAUCUGAAGGUCCUUGGUAAGAAGGAGUUCCGCAACCUGCUCAGAUGGCGUAUCAAGUGUCGUGAGAAGUUCGGCCUCGUCGUGAAGAAGAAGCCUACCACAGAGGAGGGCGAUGGAGAAGAAGUCGCUGAGGUGGCUCCUAUGGAUGAGGAGCUACAAAUCCAGGAAGAUUUGGUUCGCAUGCGGGAGCAGCAAACCGCCAAGGGCAAGAAGGAAAGGCGCAAGGAGAACGAGAAGAAGCGCAAGGACAUCAUUCGCAUGCAGAUGAACAUGACCGCCCCCAUGGAUAUUGGUAUGGAGCAACUUGGCAUGGGAGGCGAGGAUUCCACUUUUACCUUGAGACGUGUCGACCGUGAGAAUGCUCGAGACGGUGUCCUCAACGCUCGUGAUCUUCCUGCCGAGAGUGAAAGCGAAGAAUCCGAAUCCGAAGACGAAGAGAGCGACGACGAAGAAGAUCGUCUUGAGAGAGAACUCGACCAAAUGUAUGAGCAGUACACUGGUCGCAAGGAGGAUAAGGAUUCGAAGUUGCGUGCCAAGAAGACUCGCAAGCAGUAUGAGGCCGACGAAUGGGAGGGCUUCUCCGACAAGGAGAAGGGCAGUGAUAAUGAGGGUGAGGCGGAAUCAGACGAGGAAUCAGACGAAGAAGCCACACCUGCGAAUGACGCUGCCCGGGCAGAGAAGCUCUCGAACAACGCAUCCAUGUUCUUUGACCAAGAUAUCUUCCAGGGCCUAGGGGCCGAAGAGGAGGAGGAGGAAGAAGAAGAAGAAGAAGAGGAACCCGAAGAAGACGACCAGGAUGAAGAGAGUGACAACAUCUUCGCAAUGGAUGAGGAUGACGAACCCGAGGAGGAAGCUUCCGCGCCCAAGCCAAAAAAUAAAAAGGAUGCGAAGAAUGCAAAGAAGGAAUCGGUCUGGGUUGAUGAAUCCGAUGAGAGUGAGCCAGAAGAUGCAGAGCCGCGGAAAGCCAAUGGACAAUUGGAUAUCGACAUUAUCACUGCAGAGGCUAUGGCGCUUGCGCAAUCAAUGGCCACGGGAGAAAAGCGAUCUUCUGACAUUGUCGAUGAUGGCUUCAACCGCUUCGCAUUCCGUGACUCUGAUGGUCUUCCUGACUGGUUCAUCGAUGACGAGGGCAGACACAGCACGCCCGUGCGGCCCACCACCAAGGCUGCCGCUGCCGCUAUCCAAGAGAAGAUGCGUGCCAUCAACGCACGACCCAUCAAGAAGGUCAUGGAGGCCAAGGGACGUAAGAAGUUCAAGGCUGCUCAGAGGCUAGAGAAGCUGCGCAAGAAGUCAGCACUCCUGGCAGAGGACGAUGCUCUCAGUGAGCGGGACAAGGCCGGUGCCAUCACCAGACUGAUGAACCGGGCAAUGAAGAAGAAGCCCAAGCAGGAGGUCAAGCUUGUGGUUGCCAAGGGUCCCAACCGUGGUAUCUCUGGACGUCCCAAGGGUGUCAAGGGUAAAUACAAGAUUGUUGAUGCGCGUAUGAAGAAGGACGUUCGCGCAGAAAAGAGACUGGCAAAGAAGAAGGGCAAGAAAUAA